Molecule: messenger RNA, 1347 nt
Organism: Columba livia (rock pigeon)
Lineage: Eukaryota; Metazoa; Chordata; Aves; Columbiformes; Columbidae
Exons: 3
Coding region: 86-1072 (328 amino acids)
Source: RefSeq, a predicted model, not a curated record
AAAACGAAUAAAACCGGAGCUGCCGCCUCCUCGUCUCCUUCGGGUCGCUCCCCAAAUCCCCAAAACGAGGGAAAAGCACCCAAAAAUGAGGGAAAAGCACCCAAAAAUGAGGGAAAAGCACCCAAAAACGAGGGAAAACCGUUUUUUGGAUCCAUUUUCCACCGAUUUCGGCCCUUUUUUUGGGUUCAUUUUCCACAGAUUUUGGCCUUUUUCUGGGUCCAUUUUCCAUCAAUUUCACGCCUUUUUUGGGUUCAUUUUCCACAGAUUUCGGCCUCUUUGGGGUCCAUUUUCCCCAUCUUUCGGGCCUUUUUUUGGGUCCAUUUUCCACAGAUUUCACACCUUUUUUUGGGUCCAUUUUCCAUCAAUUUCGCGCCUUUUUUUGGGUUCAUUUUCCACAGAUUCCGGGUUUGGGUCCAUUUUCCACCGAUUUCGGGCCUUUUUUUGGGUUCAUUUCCCACAGAUUUCGGCCUCUUUUGGGUUCAUUUUCCACAGAUUUCGGCCUCUUUGGGGUUCAUUUUCCACACAUUUCGGGCCUUUUUUUGGGUCCAUUUUCCACCGAUUUCGGGCCUUUUUUUGGGUCUAUUUUCCACAGAUCUCGGCCUCUUUUGCGUUCAUUUUCACCGAUUUCGGCCUUCUUUUGGGUUCAUUUUCCACCGAUUUCACGCCUUUUUUUGAGUUCAUUUUCCACAGAUUUUUGGCCUCUUUUGGGUUCAUUUUCCACAGAUUUUGGCCUUUUUCUGGGUCCAUUUUCCAUCAAUUUCACGCCUUUUUUUGGGUUCAUUUUCCACAGAUUUCGGGUUUGGGUCCAUUUUCCACCGAUUUCGGGCCUUUUUUUGGGUUCAUUUUCCACAGAUUUCGGCCUCUUUUGGGUUCAUUUUCCACAGAUUUCGGCCUCUUUUGGGUCCUUUUGGGUCCAUUUUCCACACAUUUCGGGCCUUUUUUUGGGUCCAUUUUCCACCGAUUUCACACCUUUUUUGGGGUCCAUUUUCCACAGAUUUUGGCCUCUUUUUGGGUUCAUUUUCCACCAAUUUCACACUUUUUACUCCCCCCACAACCCGUAGAGUCUAAUUAGUAAUUAAGCCAAGCUUAACGAGGUUUAAAGCUCAUUUACCAUGAAAAGCCUUGUUUUGGGCUGUAAUUUAAGGCAGAAUCACACAAAAAAACCAACACCAAACCUCAGGGUUUUACAACUUUAAUCUUUAUUAUUAUUUCUCAACAUCUCAUAAAACUAAAUCUCCCUUUAAUUCUUAUUUUAGCCAAAAAUAAGUUGAAGUCGCUCUGUAACGCCAACAGCAACAAAUAACGUAAAAUACAGUAAAAUACAAUAAAAUUACAGCGAUAAAUCCA